AAAAAAAGACCUACAUUCACCUGCAAUGAGAAUAAACAAGGUUUGAGUUGACCACAAUGAGCUAGUGGUGUAUCGGAUGCAGACAGCAAUAAACCACCUACAUUCAAGAAACAUGUAGAAACCAAACAAAAAAUUCACUUUUACUUUAUUCAGCUUUUGUCAUGUUAACAAUUUUGCAUAUUUGUGAAUCUGUGCAUUCAUAUAAACAAAUUUCAAUGUUUGAUUUUAUUUACUUAUCUAUACAAAAAACUGUCAGUGUUGGGUUGCCACUGUAGAUGUCCAAUGUAAAGUCUCGGUUCUGAAGUAAAACCUGUUGAGAACGAUUGAUAUAACUAACGUACAACAAUAAAAUAGUUAAUUGCACACGGAAAGCUAGUUUGAUUGCAAUUAUAUAUGAAUAGUGUAAAGUUUAGGCAAUGCACCAUGGAAUAAUCUACAAAAUGUGGUCAGUGCAAACAUGACUUCUACUUCCUCUUGAUGUGGCUGAAAUUUCCCCAUUGAAAGCUCUGGGGUAAAGCUUCAUCUCAAACACAGCAUAAAUCUAGACUGCAUCACGCUGAAGUGUGUUAACAUCAUGAAGACCGUGCAGCUUCUUCUCUAUCUGCUCAUAUGGUGUGAAGCUGCGGAGACUUUAACUGAUCAACUAACAGAUUUGGGUCAAAAUGUGUCUAUAAACUGUGAUUUUGGUGUAACGGAGGUUUAUUGGUUUUUGCUGAAACUUCCAGAUUCUCCGGUUGUCAUAUUACUCUCUUCCACAACUUCAGCAACUUUUUACUACAGUAAAGCUUUUAGGCAGAAAUAUUCAGUGCAAAGUAAUCAUCGCCUGUUCAUAAAUAAUGUCACUAUUGAUGAUUUAGGACUUUAUUACUGUGUGACCAAAGACGCUCCUCCAAAAUACAGCGACGGCACCAGAAUACACAUCAGCGUACCGAUUCCAGCUGCAGAGAUCCAGAAUCAUACAGCGGUGAAGAACAUUGAGAGGAAUCAGACACAUUGGCAGAUUAUUAGCCUCAUAUCUGCUCUGUUGAACGCUGUUCUGAUCAUAGUGAUCAUAGGCCUAGUGAAGAUGUUUGUUCUUGGAAGCAAGAGAACCAGAGACAACUUAAAACAACCUCAAGAUACAAACCUACAACAACCUCAAGUUAUGGAUCCUGAUCCACCACAAGACUCAAGUCAAGUGCAGUACGCUACAGGAGUUAUUUCCACACCAUGUAAAAGGUUUCAGCCCAGGCAAAUAAACAGCACAUAUGCGCUUCUACAGCUGCCAGAAUCAAGAACACAUCAAAUCUGACACCAUUUACUUUCAUUUCUCACUGUUUGUGAAAAAGUAUCACAUAUUGCAUAACUAUAUGUCUCUUUAAAGCAACACUAAGUAAGAAUUUUUACCUUAAAAUAAUGUUUUCAAAAUCGUUUCAGUGGUUCAUCAAGUCGUGACAUGGUGAAAUGAACUUAUGCCACCGCUUUGCGGUCCUUUAUCU
Messenger RNA from Rhinichthys klamathensis goyatoka, 1478 nucleotides. RefSeq lists its product as uncharacterized. The record is from RefSeq and is a predicted model, not a curated record. The transcript is spliced from 5 exons. Lineage: Eukaryota; Metazoa; Chordata; Actinopteri; Cypriniformes; Leuciscidae. Bases 575 to 1291 code for a protein of 238 amino acids.